Aedes aegypti (yellow fever mosquito) is the source of this 576-nucleotide messenger RNA. RefSeq names its product WW domain-binding protein 2-like. Gene Ontology annotation, biological process: positive regulation of DNA-templated transcription. The record is from RefSeq and is a predicted model, not a curated record. Gene Ontology annotation, cellular component: nucleus. Gene Ontology annotation, molecular function: chromatin DNA binding; transcription coactivator activity. NCBI's taxonomy places the organism in Eukaryota, Metazoa, Arthropoda, Insecta, Diptera, Culicidae.
GUAUUCAGAUGACGUCUUCUUGUCAGAUGAUCAAAACAAAAGCUGAGACGUAUUCCGAUAGUAUUUCGUGUUGUGUUUUCAUUGGUGACUCAUUCAGUGCAAGAAAUUCUGGAAAAUAUAUUGGAUAAUUGAGAGUGCAAGUUGUGUUUCCCUGUUAACAUUCCCGUAUAAUUUUCUUCCUGGUCGAUUGAGGCUAAAUCCUACCGUAAAAUGUCCCUCAAUACCGCUCACGCCAAUAACGGAGUGUUAAUUCAUGCCGGAGAAGGCAUCCUUAUCUUCUGUGACAAUGUCACCAUGGAGUUCAGCGGUCAGGAUGCCCCGGCUUUCAAGGGCACCAAGCAGGGUCGCGUCUAUCUUACCACGCAUCGCAUGAUUUUCAACAACAAGAAGGCCAGCGAUCCGAUGCAGUCGUUCAGUUUUCCCUUCGUCACACUAAAUGACGUUCAACUCGAGCAGCCAGUAUUCGGCGCGAACUACAUCAAAGGCAAGGUGCGAGCUCAGGAGAAUGGUAACUGGACUGGCGAAGCCAAGUUUAAGCUCGUUUUCAAGCACGGUGGAGCCAUUGACUACGGACAG